UUUUUUUAUUAAUUAAUUAAUAAUAUUCAUAAAGUUUAGUAAUUAAUAAUCACACAAUAAUAUGAAAAGAAGUCAAUCAAGUGAUUAGUCAGAAGGACAUUUUGCACAUUUUACAAAUUAAAGAAGAUUUUAAAAUGGUGUUAGUAACAUUAGUCAUAUGAUGUAAAACCAUGUAGCUUCUUAAGCUUAUGACCCCUUUAAGUGCCCUCCAGAUUUGAAUGAAGCUAAACUACAUGGGUAGGCAAGAAGAGUUUGUAGGCCUACAAAAUAUAUGAAAGAUGGUAAAAAAACAGAUCGUUUGGAAAAUUUGAGUUAAAUUAGCAUUGCAGAUAUUGAUGAAGAUAAUUAGAAGCAAUAAAAAGUAAUUAGCGGUGUAGAAGGAGAUUAAAAAUGUGAAUAAGCAUAAAAUAAUUUAAUUUCUAAUAAAGAAGAUAGAUUAAAUUCAAAUAAUGUUGAAAGAACAAUUAAAGUUUUUUCAUAAUAAAAUGAUAAUAGCAUUGACUUGAUAAGAAAUUAAUCAGAAGAAAAUAAAAAAGUCUUACUUGAUUAGCAAGAUUAAAAAUAAGGAGAAAAAUGUCCAUGCUGUGGAUUUUUGAUUGAAAAUGAAUAAAUACCAAUAGAUUGUAAUACGAUUGAUUUUUUGCACUUAGGAAUUACUUAUCCAUUGUACUUUGAUUUUAUAAAGUAAUGUGCACUUUUACUGACAAUUCAUUUCUUCGUUUCUAGUAUUCCAAGUAUAGUGAUAAAUGUAAAUUCAAAUCAAUGCAAAGAGUAUAAUGAUAGUUCGUUUAUUUGUAUGCUUUCUUUUCUCAACAUACUUUAAGGUUAAAAUUUUUACAAAAUACAGAAAUUAAAUGUUGAAAAUAUUUGUAACCAAGUAUUUUUAAUUGUCUCUAUGAUUAUGAUUUCUAUAUUCAAAAUUUAAUAAAAGAUUAAGAAAUAAAAAUUAGAAACUUUUCAUUGCUCUAUUAGUGAUUUUUCUGUAUUUAUUACACAUUUACCUAAAACUUUUGAUAUGAAAGAUUUUGAGACUUUUCUCUUUGAUAAAGUUUCCAAAAAGUUUUAAGAUUUCACAGAUGAAAGUUAGCUUAACAUAAUUAAAUCUUACAAACUCUAUGAUCUCAGAGAGUAUGCUCAAUUGUAUGAAAGCAAAGUUAAGUAUAACAAAAAAAGAAUUAAACUUAAUAAAAAAUUAGUAUAGUUAAGAGCUGAGAUGAAAAAGUGUGAGCCUAAAUUAAGUAGCGAUUCAAUUGAUCCUUUUGAUCAAAAUUAAUUAGUUUAGCAUUUAAGGAAAGAUGAUGAAGAAGGUUUGCCAAUCGAAAGCUGUAACAGAGAAAUUUCUCAGAGUAACAACAGCUAAAAUUCAAAUUAAGAACUAAAAAUAAGAAAUACUAUACAAUAGUACUAGUAAUUCAAAGAAUAAGUAGCAACAAUUAACUAAUAAAUUGAAUAAAUAGAAAGUGAUAUAAAAUAAACAGACUAAAAGCUUAAAGAAUUUUAAGAAUUGCUUACAGGCUACGAUGAAGAAUCAGAAACAAAUGAAAAGAAGUUAACAUUUUCUUAGAGAGCAAUUAUUACUUUCAAUAGUUUUAAAACUGCUAAGUGUGUAAGAAAUGCCUUUAAAUUAACUUACAAGGAGAAAUUCUUUAGAUACUUCAGAGUUAUUUUUCCUAAAAAAUCUAGAUAAAUACUUAAUGACUAUUACUUCAACAAUUGCUUUAUCAAAGUAAGAAAAGCUCCUGAACCAACAGAUAUUCUAUGGACGAAUAUAGGAUCAACUCGUAAGAAAUGGAAAUAUAUCAUUUUGUCCUAUAUUAUGACUUACUUUUUGAUUCUGAUAUCUUUUCUUGUACUCCUUUUUUUAAAGAAAGCAAUUAAAAGAGAGUAAUCAGUUCAACCUCAACUUAUUUCUUUGCUUUUAUCAUUUACAUCCUCCACAGUUGUUGCUCUUUUCAACUCAUUAUUAGGUAUUGUUAUCAGAAAAGGUGUAAGUUAUGAGGAGCAUAACGUUCAAACAAAAUACUUUGUUAGUGUUGGAAAAAAAUUAACUAAAAUGUUUAUUGUAAAUAUGGUUAUUAGCACACUGAUGUCUAAUAUGGUAAACUAUUUUAUAAGUACUGCAAAAGAAUUCCCAUUUGAUGCACAAGGCUUGAUGGGUGAUUUCUUUUUCCUUUUUAUUACUAAUUCAUAUAUUGGGUCUAUAUUCAAUGUGUUUGAUAUUGUUUGGGGAUAUAGACUUAUCAUGAGAUAUAGAGCAGAAAAGGAUUCCUCUACGAUGACUCAAAUGGAAGCUAAUAGUUUGUUUGAAGGACAUCCAAUUGACAUGGCUUUAAGAUAUGCAAAUGUAAAUAAGACUGUGCUAUUUACUGCUUCGGUUUCUCCUUUUAUUCCUAUAGGUGUCCCUCUCUCAAUAAUAGGUUUGGUUGUAACCUUUUGGGUAGACAAAUAUCUUCUACUCAGGAGAUAUGUUUGCAAAAAUUAUUUGACAUACGAUUUGGCUAAAUAUAUGCUAAAUAGCUUUAAAAUAUACUCUGUCUAUUUUGCUUUUGGUAAUAUGCUUACAAUGUUUAUGCCUGUAAGUAAAUUUGAAACUUCCUAAAGUAAUAUACAGCACUUUGAUUGGCCCUCUCCAUAAAAAUCUGUGUUCUUUUAUACCUCAAUUUUAGGCUUUUUAAUAGCUUUAGUAUUUAGGUAUUUCCCUUUAAAAGGAUUGGCGGACUUAUACAAUCGUAUGUUUUCUGAAAAAUACAGAAAAAGGUAAAUUAAGACAGACUACAAAGACAUAAAGAAUGAGCUUCUUGAUGACUAUGACUAUUAUCAUCCUAUAUUUAAAGAUAAUUCAGAGGAGAGUGAUAAAGAAUAAAUACAAAAUCUCAAGCACAAAGAAUCUUAUCAUAGCAGAAGUUCUGUUAAUAAAAUAAAGACCAGCAAUGCUUCAGAAUUCAACCAAAUGUUUAAAUCAAUUUAAAAUCAAAUUGAUUAGCACCAUGCGACUAAGUGAAAUAUAUUUUUAUUAUAAUAAUCAUAACAAAUUUAAAAAUAAAAAUGUUUUAUAUAAUUUGUAUUAAAAUAUAAAAUUACAAAAGAAGAAUAUAAUGGUUU
Molecule: messenger RNA, 3102 nt
Organism: Tetrahymena thermophila SB210
Lineage: Eukaryota; Ciliophora; Oligohymenophorea; Hymenostomatida; Tetrahymenidae
Product: transmembrane protein, putative
Exons: 2
Cellular component (GO): plasma membrane
Molecular function (GO): calcium-activated cation channel activity
Source: RefSeq, a predicted model, not a curated record